Dentiscutata heterogama is the source of this 1194-nucleotide messenger RNA. The record is from the annotation of a GenBank genome assembly. Lineage: Eukaryota; Fungi; Glomeromycota; Glomeromycetes; Diversisporales; Gigasporaceae.
AUGGCGAUUCUUAACUCGAGCCGUUCAGAUAUGCCACGACAAGAGUCACUUCCAUCGCCAUUAAUACAACUCUACAAAUCUCGGUCAACAACUUCUCUCCCAUCAAGGCUUACUGCCAGAUCCCCUGGUUCACCAUCUCGUUCAUUCCACAUUCCAAAUUCCCCACUCAGCAUAUAUCAUAUUCCAGAAAAUGAUAUCGAAAAUAUAGAAUCUAGUUCUUUCCAAACGUCACGAAUAAAUGAGAAUGACGAUAACAAAAUCCAUCAUCAUGAAAAACCUACAUCAAUUUUCCGGAGACGACACACUCACCGUCAUUCCGUAGGCCCAAUUGAACUUAAAGAUACAUCUUGUGCUUUCGAAUGCUGCGGAAAAUCUUUAGUCGAUAGGUUGAAUCAACUUUCUCAAGGAAAUAUUUAUACCAUUGUCAAGUGUACAAAACAUAGUGAUGAUAGGUCAGGAAAAAAAACAACAAAAUGGGGAUUUUUUAAGAAGCUUUCUAAUACAUUUAAAAAAUUGAAAAGAGGAAAGAAAGAAAAGGUGAUUUGUGGAACUGGUAAAUAUUCAGAAACCAUAACGGUUAAGAGAAUAAAAGAUGGAAAGAAGAUGGUUGUAAAACGCGUUGAUAAGGAAAAAUUAACACCAAUGGAAUAUUUCACAAAUGCUCACGAGACUAGUUGCACAUGUAGGUCAUGUCGAGGACUUUUGCAAACCGAAUCAACACAACUUAUACGACGCACACGAUCCACUCUUACAUUGUCCGCACACAUAAAACCUCGAUCGAAUUCAGUAUCAUCCGAUCCAUCUCCUAUACAACAACAGAAUAAAGAUAUUAACUUUGCAUACAGAUCGGCAUCAUUACCAAUUUCAACUUCACCCAUAUCUGAAAAUGGUAUUGUGCAAGAUGUUCGUGAGUUGGUAAAUUCACCUAGGACAUCAGUCAUAAACUAUAACAACCCCCCAAAUACAUCCAAUCCACAAACUUCCAUAUUGAUAGGGGUGCCAUUGGAACUUAAACUUUUAUCAGUGCAUAGUACGGACGGUUUACCAAAACUUGUAAAAUAUUUUAGUGAUGAGAGGUAUUAUUAUUAUAUUACAAAAAUGCAUGGCGUUAAACAACGCAAAUGGAAGAAACCAAGAAGUUGGCAUUUAAAAAAGUAUUGUGAUGUUUAUUGGGACGAAUAUGUUUUUUGUUGA